This is a messenger RNA of Durio zibethinus, 504 nucleotides long. The record is from RefSeq and is a predicted model, not a curated record. NCBI's taxonomy places the organism in Eukaryota, Viridiplantae, Streptophyta, Magnoliopsida, Malvales, Malvaceae.
AUGAGUGAAGGCUACAGGAAUGCAAGUGCAAGCUCCAGCUCAAGUUUGAAUAGCAGUCUCCAAGAUACAGAGGAUGAUCAAACCGUAGCAAACAUCUUAGCAGAAGAGGAAAACUUGCACAACGAUGGCCGGCUUGCAAAAAGACUCUCUCAUUUGGAUUCCAUUCCGCUUACUCCUCGUGUCAAUGGGGAAAUACCUGAUGUGAAUGAUGCAACCUUAGACCAUGAACGGCUGUCUGAAAGGUUGGCCACCUAUGGUUUAACUGAAUUGCAAAUUGAGGGUGAUGGAAAUUGCCAGUUUCGAGCAUUAGCAGAUCAGCUGUUCCGCAAUCCAGGCUACCACAAACAUGUUAGGAGGCAGAUUGUCAAGCAGCUAAAACAUUCCAAAAAGUUGUAUGAAGGUUAUGUCCCAAUGAAGUACAAAGGCUACCUGAAAAAGAUGAAAAAAUCUGGGGAAUGGGGAGAUCAUGUCACUCUUCAAGCAGCUGCUGACCGAGUAAGUUGA